This is a messenger RNA of Sorex fumeus (smoky shrew), 1757 nucleotides long. RefSeq names its product steroid 5 alpha-reductase 1 (gene SRD5A1). Gene Ontology annotation, molecular function: 3-oxo-5-alpha-steroid 4-dehydrogenase activity. Gene Ontology annotation, cellular component: membrane. The record is from RefSeq and is a predicted model, not a curated record. The coding region runs from base 38 to 847 and encodes 269 amino acids. The transcript is spliced from 5 exons. Gene Ontology annotation, biological process: steroid biosynthetic process. NCBI's taxonomy places the organism in Eukaryota, Metazoa, Chordata, Mammalia, Eulipotyphla, Soricidae.
UGACCGCGCCUCCCGCCCCCGUGCCCGGCUGCCCUAUAUGUGGGCCGCCCGGGCAUGGGGCGGUCCCCGGAGGGCAGCGAUGGAGCCGGAGGAGCGGCGCGCGCUGGGCCUGCUGGCCGCCCUGAUGGCCGCGCUGGGCUGCCUGUGCUUCGCGCUGCUGCGGACCCUGGGGAGUCCUACCUACGGGCGCCACGGGUCACGCCGGGGCCCCUGGGUGCUGCCCGCGCGCCCCGCCUGGGCCCUGCAGGAGCUGCCGUCGCUGCUCGUGCCGCUUGCCUGCGCCUGCGCCCACGCCGGCCACCUGCACCGCUGGCCCAACCGCCUGCUCCUGGCCAUGUUCGUCCUGCACUACGUGCACCGAUCCCUGAUCUUCCCGCUGCUAAUCCGAGGAGGCAAGCCCACCCCGCUCGAAAUCUUCCUGGGGGCCACGGUGUUCUGCACCAUUAACGGCUACCUGCAGGGCAGGUACCUGAGUGCGUACGCUGUGUACCCCGACUCCUGGCUGACUGACCCCCGCUUCCUCCUGGGAUCUGCCCUGUGGCUCGCAGGCCUGCUGAUAAAUGUCCACUCGGACCAUAUCCUGAGGAAUCUCCGGAAACCGGGGGACACAGGCUACCGGAUCCCACAUGGAGGCCUUUUUGAGCUUGUCAGUGCGGCCAACUUCUUCGGGGAGCUGACGGAAUGGGCUGGCUACGCGCUGGCCAGCUGGUCCCUGGAGGGCAGCGCCUUUGCCUUCUUCUCCUUCUGCUUCCUGUUUCCCAGGGCCGAGCAGCACCACCGGUGGUACCUGGAGAAAUUUGAAGACUACCCGAAGUCGAGGAAGAUCUUAAUUCCCUUCCUGCUGUGAGCCUGCAGUCAGGCCGACAGACUCGACAGACUCGACAGACUCGCCACCCGCUGCCCCCUCUGCCGGGCCCGCCCCCACCUGGUCCCCGUGUGCCCAGGACAGAGCCAUGGGCCGGCGUCCUUCCCGCAGACUGGUGCCGGGGAGGGGUGUGCCCACUGCCCCGUGGGGCCCGGUCAGCUCUGCAAGUCCAGGCUGCUCAGGGCCAGAGCAGAGGACGCAGGGUGGGGACAGGAGCCACACGCCCCCACCCCCAGCUGUCACCAGCAGGGAGCACUGGCCUCCACCACCAUCUCAGGUCCCAGCGCUUCUUCCUUUGGUUCUGCCUCUGGAGACACACCGUAACUUUCCACGCUUGUCCAUACAGCAGGUCGGAGCCGUGAGGUGGCCUCUGCCUGCAGCUGGCCCUGGUGCUCCCUCAGUGUCCCCCUAUGCACCGUGUAGACCCUCCUCCUCCCACCCUCACCAGGCUGGCAUUGACCUGGGAAGAAAGGGCGGAGGGGAUGAACCGGGGUCUUGGGUUUUGAAACAUUGAAAGGAGAGAAAUUCUUGGCUGGGAGACCUCAGCCCCCCUGCCCGGCUCCCCCGUGAGCAGAGGCAGAACCACGGGCAGCCUGGGACGGGUGGCCUUAGAACCUUCCAGAACAGGCCUGCACUGGGAUGCCUGGUGCCCGCCAAGGACCGGUGCGGGUGUGACCCUGUGAGUGACGGGGCCCCCAUGGUCCUGCAGCAGUGACAGCCCCGACUCCUUGGGGACAUCUCCGAGCUGAGCGGAACCAGGUGGACCCGGCUGCCAGGCCGGCAGGAAGCCCGUGCCCUGGGAACAUGGUAAAGGUGGGUCAUUCACAGCUGUGUCCUCUGGUGCUGUCCCGGGCCUCGGGGGUCACCCCACGGCUGAGACCAAUAAAGUCCG